GGCUGUGGGACUUCUGGAAGUGAAGUGUGGAGCCCCUGGAAGUGCCAGUACUCAGAUAAUGGAUCGUGCUGAUGGACAGUGGGGGAGACAGAGGACUGAUUCCUGGCACAUGGACCACAUCAACUGCGGUGCUACAUGCAGUUCUGCUCCGAUCGUCCAGUCUCUCCUUCUGCUGCUCCCAGACGUGCUCUACAGGAUUAAGACCCUUAGAGCUGAACCAGACCAGGCACAUUGGUGCAGGAAGAAGUGUUGACGUCUGGCAUCCGGCUCCUCUGACUCGACGAUGGAGCUGCCUUCGCAGGCCUCUGCUUUGUCUGCGUCGCUCUACAACAACAGCGUGCCGCUAAAUGCCUCUGAGAAUUUUACCAACGAACACUUCACUGAAAUCAAUCUUUUGGAAAUUCUUGGUCCCAAAAGAUCUCCGUUUUUCCUUCCGGUGACGACGGUUUACCUUCUCAUCUUUCUCAUCGGCCUGUCUGGAAACGUGCUCACCUGUGCCGUGAUAGCAAAGCACAAGAGGAUGAGGAACCCCACCAACUUCUACCUGGUGAGUCUGGCCGUGUCUGACCUCCUGGUGCUGAUGUUCGGGAUGCCCCUGGAGAUUUACGACCUGUGGCAGAACUACCCGUUCCCCUUCGGCGAGGGCGGCUGCUACUUCAAGACCUUCCUCUUUGAGACGGUCUGCUUCGCCUCCAUCCUCAACGUCACGGCGCUGAGCGUGGAGAGGUACAUCGCCGUGGUGCACCCCCUCAAAACCCGCUACCUGUCCACCAACCAGCAUGCCAAGCGCGUCAUCACGGUGGUGUGGGUGGUGUCGAUGAUCUGCGCCAUCCCCAACACCUCCCUACACGGCAUCUUCUACCUGCCAGAGAAAAUGGAGGAGUCAGCCAUAUGUACCGUGCUCAAGCCCCUGUGGAUCUAUAACUUGCUGAUGCAGAUCACAACUGCCUGCUUCUACUUCAUCCCAAUGAUGAUCAUCAGCGUUCUGUAUCUGGUGAUGGGCAUUCAUUUAGGCAGAGAGAGGCGGCACGCCAGGCGGCAUCUGGGGAAGAACUGCUACAGCAGCAGCAGAAGGAACCUGGCCGUGGAGAACGGGCGCCGCCGACAGGUCAUCAAGAUGCUCUCGAUCGUAGUGGCGGUGUUUGGACUCUGCUGGGCGCCGUUCCACAUCGAGCGGGUCCUGUGGAGCUCAGUCAGUCAGUGGACCGACUUGAUGCACAACGUUUACCAGUAUGUCCACAUCCUGUCGGGGAUCCUCUUUUACCUCAGCUCUGCGGUCAACCCCAUCAUCUACAGCCUUUUGUCCACGCGCUUCCGGGAGUGCUUCCGGGAGCUCGUCUGCUCCCACACGGACGACAGCAACUCCGUCAGAGACUCGCCGCCGUUCCCCAAGACUUUACUGGAUCCCUCCAUGGCGGGCCCCAGAACUCAGGCUCUGAUGAAAGACUCCGGCUCCAUCGUCCCGUUGCUGUCUCCUAAGGGGACUUUGAGCAUGGACUCGGCAGUCCUCACAUGCAUGUGCAAAGAGGCGCCCUGCAAUACCUCAGAGUUUUGACAUUUGCUUUAAAUACAGAAACGCCCGCGCUGAACCUCUUUGAAACCAUGUUUUGAAGAAGUUUGACUUUGUGUCUUUGGGGAGGACGCUUAUCCCCACAUUUCCCUGUGUUGUGAGAAACCUGCGAGUCCCUCUGGAUAAAAGGGUUUGCUGUAGGAAUGAUUGUUAAUGCAACACUCUCCUUAUUACGUGCAUGAUACAAAAGCCUCUCCUCUGCAGCGCUCGCUCGGAUCCCCCUGAAGCUGCUGACACUGUAGCUGCGAUUUGUAGUCCAACUCAGUCAUCACAGCAGCACGGGGAAUCCGUGCCAGGAGACAACCGCAUCUUUCAAAGCCCUAUUUGUUAUCUGCUCACUGUCGAGCUGCUGCUAUUUGCUCUGGAGAAACACGGGAGCCAGAAAAUACAACUGGAAUCUGAACAAAUUCAUGACUUUUAAUUCAAAGCUACUGCUUCGGGACAUUUCCGUCCAUAUGGCGGGAUUAAGAACUCACAGGUUUCUGUUUCAUCAGCAUUUCUUCCUCUGUGAUGCAGAGAAUGAAACAGACGGAGAGACGGAGGCAGAAAAUGAGACUCGCUCAAAUAUGGUGAUGGAAAAGAGGUCACUUAAUUUAAUUUAGCGUUCUGCGUCCCUCCUCGUCUGGAAAAGAGAAAAAUCAGCAAUGCGGACAAAUUGUUGAUUGGAAAAGUGGUAAAUGGAAAGAGCAUUUUUUCCACAACAAUCCCAGUUUUUGAAGUUACAGGGGUUCAGCUCUGAGGAGCUACUGCCCAAUUUCAGCUCAGUCUAAAGAGAAUUGUUCUUGUUUCCUGAAGGCUCUGGUAAAAGUGUGUAAUAGAAAGGAUGCAUUUUCAGCCCAAUAAUAAUCUGCAGAUCUUCCUCCAGCAGAAUCAGACUUGAAUGCUGCUCCAGCAUGUAGUUUUGGAGCUACGAGAGGUGAAAUGUUCAAGAAAACAAAACAAAUCACAUCCUUAUUUUACAUAAAGUCCCAUCGUCUGUGAAUGUUAUAUCACACUUCUUAGCUAAAUCCCUUUAAUUCUUGUUAGAGCUUCACAGGUAAGAAACAAAGUGAAGCAGAAAGUUGUUAAAGUGAGCAUCGCUAACGCUAUAAUUGAAAAUGAUUGUUGGGUUGGGGUUAAGGUUAAAUCACCUCAGAGAACCAUUGACUGUAUAUGAAAGUUGGACCAGAUGAGUGUGCUGUCACUUGGAGAAAUUGGCUGACCGUCUUAUAGGGCGCAGCAGGUUAUAAAACGCCUCAUCAAUGAAUGGUCUGUUUUUGAAACGAUGGACCGAUCUGUAAGAUAAAUGAAUCAGACAUAAAUCUGUCAAUAAAUCAAACUUUAUUGACUGCGUUUACUUCAGAACUUCUUUGUAACAUGCUACAUGUUAGCCAGGUUAGCGUAUUCACAACAUCUGUAGCUAACAAACUUUUGAGGGUCCUCUGGUCACAUGCAAGAUGGUGCCUGAAUCAAUCUGUAGUCGAAGCGGAAAUCAUAACUAUUGUUACAGCGUAAGCGAAAAUUUCCUCAUCUUUAGGAAACCCUUUCAAAAUGAUAUUUUUAAAACCUUUUCAGAACUUUCAGCUUUAAAGCUUUUAAAUGUGAAUAUUUUUUCUAGAAGUUUAGUGUCCAAGAUGAGCUUCAACUCCCGAAAUGGCAUUUUUUCUCUGUGACACAGAGAAAAAAACAGCACAAAGGGUCGAUAAAACAGAAAAGAAACAGGGAAAAAAAGGUCGAAAGCUUAAAACAAGGUUUUUUUUGCAGCCGGC
This is a messenger RNA of Oryzias melastigma (Indian medaka), 3318 nucleotides long. RefSeq names its product neuromedin U receptor 3 (gene nmur3). Gene Ontology annotation, biological process: G protein-coupled receptor signaling pathway. Lineage: Eukaryota; Metazoa; Chordata; Actinopteri; Beloniformes; Adrianichthyidae. The transcript is spliced from 4 exons. The record is from RefSeq and is a predicted model, not a curated record. Gene Ontology annotation, molecular function: neuromedin U receptor activity. Gene Ontology annotation, cellular component: plasma membrane. Bases 284 to 1555 code for a protein of 423 amino acids.